Molecule: messenger RNA, 2645 nt
Organism: Colletotrichum scovillei
Lineage: Eukaryota; Fungi; Ascomycota; Sordariomycetes; Glomerellales; Glomerellaceae
Product: cleft lip and palate transmembrane protein 1
Exons: 3
Coding region: 268-2250 (660 amino acids)
Cellular component (GO): endomembrane system; membrane
Source: RefSeq, a predicted model, not a curated record
GAAGACUUUCCGACUUCACUCCUCCAGCACCCGAUAUCGCUGGCAUCCUCGGUAUCUGCGCCGGAGAAAGACACGGUUUCACUUGUCAUCCUACUUGACCAGUUGCUAUCAUUGCAACUAUCAGUAGCCGAGCUGCCAUACGCCAUCGGUAGCCGAGUCCGCCGUGCGACGUCUCCGCAUCGCUUCUCACGAGCACGCGAUCUGUCCUCCGCAGCUUCGCGAUUUUCAACAUCAUCUCUCUAGAGACAUUGUAGCGCAUUGUGCAAGAUGUCUCAACCCGCAGCAGCAGCCGGCGCUCGCCCUGCUGGCCAGCAGCAGGAGCAAGGCGGCAUAAGCUUGACGCAAAAGCUGCUACUUGGAGCUUCUAUGUACUUCGGCAUGAACUUGCUCAUGAACAAUAUGUUCUCCAAGACGCAAUCCGGUACCCAGGUCAAAGAUGCCGACGGCAAUGUUGUCAACGUACCCGCGAACACCGAAGACAUUCCGCCCUACCUGCUCCGCCCUAAGGAAUUGGACGAGGGUGCGACCUGGAGCCAGAUCCCGCGCAAGUUGGCACCUAUAUGGCCAAUGGAUAGCUACAUCGACGUGACCGUCACCCUUUCCGACACCUUUGUUCCGAUUCCUCUGGCCCAAACGCCCCCGGAAAAGGUUGUUCUUAAGGAGGAGAAAUUCAAAAUUGGCAACUACAGCGAAAAACGCUCCAUUGAUACCACUAUCGAGGUACCGCCCUCUGUGCAGAACAAUGGUACUCUCUGGGGCCACUUCUACGUUUCACUGCCCGGUAGCCAGCCCGAUCCUCAUGUUGAGACCUACGACCCAGCCUCUGCCUAUUACUUUGCGUUCCCUCUCACUCAGUACAUCCCCAAGAAGAAGGAGUUCAAGACCAGAUCCCUUCUCGAGGGCAAGGCCGAGGAGGUGGUGGAAGAGGUGGCAGAGGAACAGGAGACUGGCCCCGUCAUUGCCAGUUACUACCACCCGAAUGCCAGCUUCUCCAUCAUCCCAAACACUGGAGUGCUCGAUUACCGCCAAACCCAUCCCGCGAUUCGCCAGUUCCUCCAUGUCGAGCCGACUGGUGCCAGAGAUGGCUCCGGCCAGCAUUCUUGGUAUUACCCUAUUCUGUUUGUCAAUACCUUUUGGCAACUUAAGAGUCAAAUGAUCCUGCUCAAUGACACCGUCACGUCUGUUCCUCUGCACAUUGAUUUGAACAACAUGCGUUCAUGGCAAUUCAACACUCUGGCCGCGAUUGAGGCCAGUGCCAAGGAGUCGGCACGCCAGGCUGCUUACGGCGGAUCGCUGCCCGGUGGCGGCGACGGCUCUGAGAUUGAAAUGGUCAAGGAGAUCUUUGGCGACACGAACCCGAUUCUCCUCGGCAUUACCAUUAUUGUCAGUAUUGCGCACAUGAUCCUGGAGACGCUUGCUUUCGGUUCCGACAUUGCGCAUUACCGCAAGAAGAAGGAUAACGUCGGCAUCUCGGUCCGUUCCAUCCUGGCGAACGUUUUCAUGCAGUCCGUGAUCCUGCUUUACCUCAUCGACAACUCGCAAAAUACCAGCUGGAUGAUUCUGGGUGGUCAGGGUAUCGGCAUCGUUAUUGAGCUGUGGAAGAUCACCACCAUUGUCAACGUUGCAGUCAAGGCUGCGCCAGCAGGCUCAUUGCUGCCGUUCAAGAUCGUCGUCGAGGACAAGCACAAGCUCAGCGAGACGGAGGAAAAGACCAAAGAGUACGACGAGAUUGCCUUCAAGUAUAUGUACAUGGCGGGUGUGCCUCUGCUCAUCGGUUACGCCAUCUACUCGCUGGUCUACGAGACGCACAAGUCUUGGUACUCGUACAUUAUCGCCACGCUCGUCGGAUCGGUGUAUGCUUACGGCUUCCUCAUGAUGGUUCCUUCGCUUUACAUCAACUACCGACUCAAGAGUGUUGCACACAUGCCUGGCAAGGCCAUGAUCUACAAGUUCCUCAACACCUUUAUCGACGACCUUUUUGCAUUCACCAUCAAGAUGCCGUUCCUCCACCGUCUGUCGACUUUCCGCGACGACAUCAUCUUCUUCAUCUACCUCUACCAGCGCUGGGCUUACAGAAUCGACUACUCUCGUGUCAACGAGUUCGGCCAGGGUGGUGAGGAUGAAGAGGACGAUGCGGCUAAGGCCAAGGCCAAGGAGCUGCUUGAGACCGACCCCACUGUCGAGAAGGUAAAGCAAGUGGCGGGUAAGGCUACGGGUGCCGACACCGGCAAGGCGAAGAAGAGAAAGUAAAUAGUUGAUGUUAUACGGCUGAGGAAGAGAGUGCAGCCAGUAUCUUGUACAUCAGGGGGUCGGGCACAAGUAAUACACAUGAGCCUUGGCAGCUACGUGUCCAGAGUACUGCCUAAUGACUAGCAUGGAUGGGACAUAACUAGUCGAGACAUGAGGCUACAAAUGUGAUCAAGUCCAGUCUUCAUCGCAACUCACAUAUCUCGCGCAUGGUGCAUCUCAUAUGCAAAAGCACAUCAAACUACCACAUGCACGCUUGGACAGAGGACGAGACGACUAAGAAAGUGUUGAGGAAAAGCAACAAGUAAAUGUUCAGCUGAAAAGGGGGCUCCGCAUGUCUGUGUACAAGGGAGACCGGACAAGCCAAGUCAAGUGAAAAUCUGGGCAGAAGAUCCAAC